Messenger RNA from Spirometra erinaceieuropaei, 22327 nucleotides. The record is from the annotation of a GenBank genome assembly. NCBI's taxonomy places the organism in Eukaryota, Metazoa, Platyhelminthes, Cestoda, Diphyllobothriidea, Diphyllobothriidae.
AUGAGAACAGUGAUUCCCUGGUCAUUCCCCCCGGAGUUAAACAUUCUCCUCAUCCUCCUUAUCCGUUGCAUCUCCGCUGCCCCUGGUAGUUCCGUUCUUCAACGCAUGUCCGCAGUUAACUGUCAGCUCGUCGGUGAUUCCCUCUGCAGCAAACUCUACGGCAACAGCUUCUGCGACCGCAGAAAGAAUGAAUGCCGGUGUGCAGCCGAUUUCGUCCUUAUUUCUGAUGGCAAUGAUAACAUGGCCUGCAAUGAGGGUAAGCGGCGGUGGUCAACGAUAUUCACAUUAGCGCAUUUUUGUGCAGAAUUCUACUAAAAUCCCUUGGCAAAGCCUGUUUGGGAAAAAGAGAGAUCUCGGUAGCUACGGAUGGAUUCUCAGAUAGGUUUGAUUGCCGGAAGCAUUCCGCUGCUUUUCUAAGUAUUAAGGCCCCAUGAAUACGACUAAUUAUUUUGAAAGUUAUAACAUAUGUGCACGUAGGCUUUCAGUAACCAAGGGCACUACUCGAACAUUCAAUUCGGGAUCAGGAGAGUUUCUGAAAAGAAGAUUUGCACUUUAAUGAUGACAGUGGAGAAAUCCUCCAGCCAAGUCAGACGCCGACCAUGUUUAUGUACUGAGGAAGCAAAGAUUUGGAAUGGCUCGUAAAUAUGACACGGAAAGUGUGACACAUCUACACUUGAGAAGAUGAUUUCUGAAGUAGAAGUUCCAUAGUCAUGGGCUCAUGCGUGUCAGAUCCCGGGUGACGUAGUUAGGAUUGUUGGUCAGUCUGGUGUUUGUCGAAUUUUCACAGAAAAAUGUCGAGGCUCCUAACACAUGGCUCAGUUUCUCGCAUGCUGCCACCAAGCGCAGCCUCGUGUAGGCGAGACAAAUACCUGGCCGAUUGCUUGACCCUGUGUGUCGGUCUCUGGCUGCCAAAAAGGAGGACUUAAAUUUUUCGAUGACAAAUUCGCCGGGACCGUAGUCCUCGCAGUUCGCCCUCUCUAGGUGACUGCUGUCAAAAUACGGGGUGUGGUCACCCAUAAAUCCUUCAGGAACUCGAGCAAUGCUUACUUCCGCAGAAAGUAGGCGGAAUACACGGAUAGCCUUUCAGUGGGCGGCAAAGUUGUCAGGUUUAUGCAAAACCAUUUCGUUGAAAUGCUUGGACAGCCAACUUACUAUGUCACAGUUGGUGAAGUUCAGCUGCGUGGGUAACUUGACCCAAAAGUGAUAAGAUACACGGCUACCGAUCGGAGCCUUGUACCUUUGGCAGUUAACGUGUUGGCUAUGCUGAAGCAUUACCCUUACUGUUGUGGCUUCGAAUCCCACCCCGGCCGACAAGUCUUUCACGCGUGGGAUAAAUGCAUUAUUUAAAUCCGCCAAACCACCUUCUAAUUGAGGGAUUUCGCUAAAACUUCUCAAAGGGCCUGUGGCUGAGGUCUUACUUCAAUUUAAUGCGCUCAUUUUUGGAAAAAGUAAAAAACUUAAUGUCCAAAUCAGCCAGAAAUGGUGCACCCUUUCCAGAGAAUGCUCCUAAACAAAAGUUUACUACCUUCAGACGAAGUAAUAGUUUCCGACUUGAAAGUAAUGCUCAGUGCACCGACUACACGAUUGUUCCCCUUUAUUAUCCUGUCAAACUAAAAUCUCCCACCUAAAGUAUUGAUAUAACGAGGAUAAUCAUAUUUUCGACUUACGAUCCUUGAGCAUCAAAACAUAGUAGAAAGAUGGCCGGGGGGAUAUGAAAAUAAAGCCACCUAAUCAUCGGAAUGAAAAGUUUGAUUCGCCCAAAGAUGUGGACUUAAGUUCGAACCGAUCAAGCACGACAGGAAGAGAUAGGGAAAGUGGAUGUGUAAGGACUGCGGCAUUUGUAAUUUGCGACUGUUAUGCAGCCACUUAGCAAUCACAAUUGGUAGAUCCGCACUCACUGUAGAUGGUCGCAAAUAGUAGGAUGAUCUCCUACCUACACACAUCCCAAACGCUAAUUUCCCUAAUUGCACCGCCAGUGUUGAUUAAUAAUAUGGUAGCUACUCGGCCAUUUGGAUUAGCAGUACUGUCUCUUAACGCAAUGACUGAUUACUCUGAUCAAGCAAAUCCUCAUGGCGGAUUUUAGUGCAUUACUUGAUGGACUGCGGGUUGUAGAAGAAAGACUUAAGCGACUCGUAGCUCACGUGAUUGUCGAAUCUACCGAUAAAAUUCAUCGCGUCUAAUUUAAAAUUAGUUCUAAAAGCUCGACAGCGCGAAUUCACAAUGGUUCCAGCUAAAGCAUCAGCCGAUAUAUAUCGCCGAGCGACUAUCCCAUUUAGGGAAAUGAAGAAACUGCCCCAACUAACGAGUCGGAUUUCAGAGGAGGGUUAAACAACCACUGUAUCAUAGGGCGUCUAUUUUGUUGAAUACAAACAUUGUUACUUUCUAUAAGUAUCCCGUUGCAUAGCAGAUGCGUGCUAUGCAGAUGCGUGCUAUGCAGAUGCGUGUUCAAUGAUAGAAUUGAUUACGAAAGUGAAACGAUGCAUAGCAGAUGCGUGUUCAAUGAUUGAAUUGAAUACGAAAUUGAAACGAUACGCUUAUGACUAUUUACUGCUCCAGUGAAACUCUCAUGCGUAGGACUGACAUACGUGGUUCCCUAAGGAGGACAUGAGAAUGGAGGUCGCCUAUAAUAUGGGUGACUUUGAGCCAGCUUUUAACGAAAUUAAGGGUAGGUUUAAGGUAGGGGUUAGGGUUGGGACAUAGAUUGUGUUUAAGGUUGGAUUAAAGGAUAAAGGCGAGAUAAGGGUUAAAAUGGGGCUAGUGCUACCUGCAGAGUUAACGCUUAACAUAGGCUUUCGGUCAAGAUUAGGGCAACAGUUUAGUUUUAUAUUUGGGGUAUUGUUAGGGUUAUGAAAAAGGAAUGUUUUGCCCUCUCCGGAAUUACGCGUAGGUUCACCGUUUGUUAAUUUAGCUGGGUGUGCCUAUUCUCAUGUCCUGUCUAGAGGACUACAUUAGUUAAUCCCACUCUUCCGUUCUUCUGGAUAAACAUUUGAUACUAAGCUUCUAAGUGAACUAAAAUGUGGUAUUUUUAUCGUUCAAGGGAUCGCCUUUCAUGCCUAUUAGGCAAGAAGUCCAGCGUCGCUUCAUCGACGUUUGCAGGAAAAUUUGCAAUAUUACCCUAUACCACCGCUUUAUCGGUUUAGGCAUAAAUGUCUGAGCUGCUAUAUGACAAAAACUACAUGUUCAAUUUUUGACUAAGCGUACUUAGCGAAAUAAUGAAAACUGAUAUAUGUUCAUGCAAAUUAUAAAUGGUGAACUUUGAACUAUCCUGUUUUCCUUUUCUCCUAUACCUGUGCAACUCUAUUUUUAUCUGUAUGGCUGUGUUAUCGUCAGUCCUCCCGUAUAUUUAAUUAUUUCUCAUUCUGUUGUCUUCCUUCUCAUUCUGGACGGUAGGACGUUUCCAUAGCCUCUACUGUUUUGGCGACGAUCGCACAAAUCAAAAAUCAAGCAUGACAGUCGUUUAAUGUUUUACAUGAUAGGUGUCAAUGACGAGGCAAUUACUCUGGUGACAGAGUCCGUCAUAUUCACGUUGUGAUGUCCAGUUUUACUGCUAGAUACUAGAGAAAAAAAUGCCUAAAAAGGGAUGACUAUGAGAAAAGUUGCUAAAAUACCAAAUUCUAAAAAAAUGAAUAGUGAACUGAAAGGCUACUCCAGUGCUCAGGUCACUCCUCUGCGUGAAAGAAGACAUAAGAUUUUCAUCAAGACCUUUUAGAAGUCAAGUUGAGACUAGAGCAUAAACCGACAUAUUUGUUUGUGUCAUUCAUGCGUCGGCGGGCUUUGAAAUUGUCGUCGAAAGAACAAAACUUUUAGUUGCUCGGCGAUCUAAGUACCUAAGCCUCGAGCUCCAAGCCGAUGAUCUUGCAUGCUCGGAAUUUCUAUUGCUUUUCGCAUUAAUUUUUGGCCGUUCAGUCAGUAAAACAUGCCAAAGUUAUUAAAUUUAAACUACCUAGUUGCAAUUCCAUGAAUUUAAAAUUAAACGCAAAAGAGAGAGCUUGUUUAGUCCCUUAGCUAAAGUAUAAAAUCUCAAGACUCAGAAUCGACGUUAAAAUUGCCCGCAUCGGGCAACUUAGGGAUAUAGUUGAAACUAGGGCUAGUAUUAAGAGUUGUAUUAUGGUAGGGGGCGCUUACCAAUCGUUCUUACGGAACUCACUCGUUCCGUUGUGCCUUACGGGCUCUCUCUCUUGAGUCCAAUCAGCAGCCGCAUAGCGGCGCAUGAUAUAUAGGCAGAAUGGCAUUACCGACAAAAACAAGGGAGACUAAAAUGUCCAUUUCUGGCUUAUUAGCCGUCGUCAGUCAUGCCCAACCCCUAAGUGUGGAGCUCCCGAGUUAUGCUUUGUCUAGGGCUGAGGUUGUCCGCACUAGGCUAUGAUCUAGAUUCGCAAUUGAGACUAAGGUUGGGGUUUGGAAUUAGAAUUAGGAGUUUGGGCCGGGGUUUAAGUGUUUGGAUUGAAAAUUUAAGGCCGAGGAUUAGAGUCGCAGUUAAGUUUGAAUUUCCCUUAAUUACUUUGUGGUUAAGGGUUAGGGCUACACAUUACAGACAUGAUCACGUUUGACGUUAGCGCCGUAGUCAACUACAGUUUUUCUACUGGGUUACAUAACAUACCAUUGCCAAAGAGAUUGUAUUGCGGGUGUGAAUAGUAUAAAGCCUAGUUUCCCUUCCCAUAAUACGGUCAAGAUAUUUCGCGUGUCACAUAGAAACGUUCAAAAUGUGGAACAGUGAUAAUAUUAAAAAAGAGACCAAGCAGCAUCAAUAUUUUAGCUGUCAUAAACGGCAUUCAGCUUAAAAAUUCCAUCGACGAAAAGGUUUCUGCUGGACGCAGAAGGCCACCUUUUGUUAAACAAGAUUAUAUAGCGGCAUAACUACUUCACCAUGCCUCUGCAAGGACUAUUUUAUCGUGACCAACUGAAGCCAUCGUAAAUUAUCCCGCAUUUUUCGCGAAUGCCUUCUAUAAAAACUAACCCCUACAUGAUCCUGCCGACUACUGCGACAGAGAGAAGGAGCUUUUCCAUAACUCGCAACUGGUUUUUUUUUGUGAACGUCCUUACGGCCUUAUCGUGAAAAUAGACAGUAAAGAUCGGUUAAGCAUUUGUCUCUGCAUAAAGUACCUCCCAAUGAAUUGAUUUAACUGAGACACUCAGAAGAUGGUUUUAAUUUUAGUAAUCUCGGCAACGAGAGCGCUACCUAACCGUCUUUGGCGUAAAUAUUGCCGGAUUACUGCCAUCUCUAAAGCACUCUGGAAAUUGACAUUUAGUAAGCAAGCCUUUUUUGGCCGACAGUUUAUAUGUUAAGGUAAAUGGCGCACGAAAAACAGGCCACCUAAAUAUCAAGACAGUCAGCCGAAAUGCAUGCACCUUUCGAUUUUCUGAUUCACUCCGUCCUUUUGUAUGUUUGCAAUUUCAGGUAAGCUGCAGCCCUUCGGGUAAAUAAAUGUCCACAUGUAAGCAGUCGUUUCGAUAAGUUUAAUUUGAUUGAGACUGACUAAAAAUUAGCAAACCAGACAAUUUGCCUGGAGCAAAGUAUACCUGCCAAAAUGAAGUUUAGCCAAAUUUGUUUACGGAAAGAAACCUAAAGGUGUUUUUUCUUUAGAGAGACGGACGAAAAAUUGUCAUCUAAAAAGGUACUUCAAGCGCACACGUAGAAUAGCGUUAGUGACUGACUAACGAUUGAGUUCAAAUACAAAGCUAAUUAAUUAGAACGGCCAAAACUGACUGGUAACUUAUUCAUAAUCAACACAUUUCCUGAAUGAAAUUUAUUCAUAUGAGCAACCAAGCGAGACUAAUUAAACGGUCCUUUGCCAUCAUUUUGAAAUAGAAUCCGCUGCGAAUUCCACAGAAUGAAAACAAGACAAACGUUACUUGUAAUCCUUUUAUAUGCCAAAUAAGGUCAAACACUGGGCUUUAUGCAUUUUUCUAUGUAGACAGCUAAGGAUACUUGAUGGUGGGGGCUUGUGCAGACCGCUUUUUACUAAAAGUAGGACGCAAUCGAAACUUUCUAAAAUCGAUUAUUGUUGGGGAGCAAUUGACGUGUACUACUCGAUUCUUAUACGUCACACGUUGGUGGAUUUAAAGAAAAGACUUCCUUUUUUAAUGUGCUUGGGUUAUCGACUCAGAAAUGCAAUAAUGUUUUCUCGCGAGAUCGACAAACGGCUUAAGUUGUAUCUGCCUGAUUGUGGUUUAUGAAGGGCAAAUAGAACUCUUUGCCUUUGCUUUAUGUCAAAGGAGGAAACAAUAUAAAAUACUCGCUUCAGAGUAAAUUAAUUACUCAAAGAGGUGGUUUCAAGGUCUAAGGACUCAGCAGAAAUAUGAUGUUAUCCAAAUGAAUAAUACUGUUUUUUCGUAAAACAGAGUUGUAUAUAUGAAACAGCUUGAUUUUAAUACUUAAUGCACCAAAAAGAGAGCUAGAGACUGAAAGCCUAUAAUGUGAUUAUUUUAAUUACGAUAAAACUGAAUAAAGGGACGGUCAGUUGACAAAAUAGUGUAUAGAACCACAUUUUAUUUCCAAACACGUGAUGUUAAAUCUUUUGUUGGAUCAUAAAUGCAAAAAACAGACUCGUGGCACAUUUUACUGGCUUCAGUAAAGAUGCGCCUACUUAGUCCGCUAUGAUAGAUAAACCAAAAGAAGGACGAUCAGAACACUUCACCAGUCGCUUCAGUCACCCUGGCAGUAAAAUAAACUCACGUACUGUGCUUCAUAUGUUGGAGAAAACCAAGGUAAUUACGCUAUCAGAUCAGGCCGGUUUAUGUCUUUUAGGAGAAAACGUGAACAUUUUAAUAAGUAUCAGAUCACGAACGACUGGUUAAUAUAAUGCUCAAUCUUUCAAACAUCAGGUGAUAUCUGUUUACAUACUUAUGUUUGACUCAAUGUAAAAAGAAAAACAAACGCUUACGUUCAGCCUCUUAAUUGUGUCAGUUAAUACGUUUUCUGUCUAAAAAUGGCUCUUCUUAUCUAAAAGUCAUAGAUCUUCACCUUCCCUCCCUGAACCCGCGCUAUAGCUUAAUUAUUUACCUGUCCGUAUCUUUUAAGCCAUUAAUACAAUAGCCGUAUAAAUGUGCAGGUCUGAAGAGAAUUUAUCGAAAACAGACGUAUGCUCACGAACUUGCCCUCUGAAUUUUACAAUGGGAAUUUUUGCAGCCCUCAAAUAGUCAGAGAAUUUGUUUUAAAAGAGUCAGAAGGUUCGAGCCGGAGAUUCUUAAGGAAACCACGCCCGCGUAAAUCUUAAAAAUGGCCGAACUGUUUUAGUUCAUUUUAUUGCAUAAUGUCGUGUUCUUUAGUUAUAAUCGCAUUCAACAACAACCAUAUAACAACCACUUCGUCUCUCGAUAAGCCAAUUAUAUCAAGUUUAUGACACCGUCAAUUACAUUUUAACGUUAAAGAACUCCAUAUUUGGCUCCACUUUCAUUAAAAUGGGCAUUCAGCAGCCAGAUAGGAGCACUGUGUUAAUUCAUUUAGCCACAAUUCUGAGACGUUUUGCUUAGUACAACAAGGGCCGGUCCCGAAGGGCAAUCUCUUUUAAACGAAAUAACUAAAAAGCAAGUGAUAGGUACACUCUCAAAUAGCACCUGCCAAAGACGUAUCGUUGCACCUGCCUAUAGCUGGGAAUUAUUGUCUCAAUUUAUCGUAUAGAGUGCACAGCAAUUAAGAAGUAUUUCUUGCUUUGUCCGAAAAUUUUAGAGCAAUGAUUUUCGAAUAACAGUGGUUGGACAUUUAAUGUAUUAUAUGAUAUGAGGAGUAAAUAGAAGUCAGCACGAAAAAAAUAGGGAAACGAUGGUAGAGGAGUGUUCACGGUCACAUUAUCGGGCACAUUCGUCCUAUGGUAUCCGCCAACAUCUGAAGAACAGCUGACAAUACAGGCACAUAAUCAUCGCCGAUAAAGACAGUAAAUUCAGGCAUAAAUCUUGCUGGCUUGUAGGCCGUCAUCAGCCUGAUACAUCCAAUUCCCAGAUUUUGCAAACCUUUUAACUUUUGACAGGUGUUAUACUGGCGUUAUUUUGAAUUAAAAAGGCAUAGCGUCAAAAGCAAAUAGUUUGUUUUUGAACUGCGGGAGAGUGGUGCUCACCGAUCAAUUUUACGGAACUCACUCGUUCCGUUGUACCUUAAGUGUUUCUCUCAAAUCCAACCAGCAGUCGCAUAGCCGCGCGUACUAAAGACAGAAUAAUAUUACCGACGAACACAAUGGAGACUAAAAUGCCAUUUUUAGCUUAUUAGUCGUUGUCGGCCAACGGGAAUAGUGAGGUCAGUAAAACGAUCGGUGAGCGCCCCAUCUACAGUAAGUGGGCUAAUGCAUGAAACGUCGGCCAAACUUUCGAAAUGCAUUUUAGUUUCGGAAAGAUUAAUUACGUCUGGUUGUAAAAUUAAUCCCCGUUCAGCAUAAUUUUAUAACGAUCCAGUAGCCCGAGUGUGUCUUCUUUCGAAUGAACGUAUUUCCUUCUACAUCCAAAAACAUUACUCGGUAAAAAUGACUACUGAAGUAGCCUGCAAUUUUCCCAUUGGUUUUCGAUGCUCUAAAAAAUUCAAUUAUUUUUUAUGAAAAAAUGCAUAAUAAUAGUCACUCUUUUGUUUAUUCGUUAGGAAAUUACAUCUUGCUUUAAUUUCAUACUCGAAGGAAGAGUAUAAUUCGGGUUCAGAAAAGUUGCUAAUUGUCAGAUCUUUAAUACCCUGAAAUGACCGUUCAUAAAACGUCAUGUUUCUGCAUCUACCAAUGUGGCUUGUAAAGCUAACAAUAUUGCUCAAAUCUACUGCUUAAUUUUAUGAAAACCGUAUGUUCUCCUCUUGAUACCGUGGAGAAAUGUGUGCUUUUCCUUACACGGAAAAUAUACGGCUUUUAAUUUAGAAACCCUGAAUGCAAGUAUAACAGCAGGAUGGGUUCAAAAUUAUUCGACAAUUAGAACAGUCUUUUAAAACCGAAUUAUAAUAUUCCUUCGAGUAUAAAAUUCGAAGAAGAUGUAAUUCUCUACGGAGUCAGCAAAAAAAUGAAUAUUUGUGCGCAUGUUUUCCAUGAAAUAUAAUUGAAUUUUUAAGGGCAUUGAAUAUUAGUGAGAAAAAUGCAUUCUGCUUAUGUAGUCAUUUUUUACAGAGUAAAGCUUGUGCAUGCUGCCGGACAGAAGUUCAUGCUAAGGCCGGCAUCCUGAGGUAACUGAAUUAUUAUAGACUUAAACAGCAAGAUGAAUAAUUUUGCAACUCUACUUAAGUAAUAUUUUCGGACCGAAAACUUAGUUUAAAAUGGCGGUUGACAUUUCAUGAGUUAGUCCACCUACCGUACUCAAAAAGGUAUCGUUUAGGGGUAUGUUUAAAAACAAAGGUCUGUGAAUCACAGAUUAACUUUGGUGGCAGAUCCCCCGGGCGUGCUGUUUACGGUUUGUUGCACUAACUUAAAGAAUUUUGUUUAGGAAUUCCAUUUGCAAGAUCUGUAUUGAAACUGGUAUGAAUAGUUGGGUCUGGAAAUAUUGGAACCAGCUGAGUAACCUCUACCAUCGACGUCUGCAAUGUGCAUGUGUGGUGAUGUGGUCUUAUCUGCGACGAUGUACUGCAGGUUUUCAUGAAUGGUUUUAUGAUCGAAUAAGCCCAGACGAUGAAUGAAUGUGCGAAGGUAAUGGAUAAAUUGGUGUAUGAUAGCGAUCCAGGCACCUGUUUGCCAGUCCUCUUUUAAUGGAUUCGCAAGUGGCCAACCUGACCGAUGCGUGAAGUGAAUAUGCAGUGUCUGUUUAAGGGGAUGAGUUGGGGGAUGUUGGAUCGGUUAGAGUUUUAAUGUUGAUAGAGGUGGGCGGAUGGGUGGACACGAAGUUGAUAGAAUCAGAGAUAGGAGAGUUAGCGGAUGUGCAAUGUGUGGUAGGUAUGUCGACAAUUCGGUGAAUUUCUCUGUGGUGGAUACGCAUGUGGCCGAAUAGGCCCAUGAGUGGCACGAAAUUGCGUGGAUAGCGAAGGGGAUGCGGCGAGUGUGUGUGGGAUCCCCAGGCACUGGUGCGUCAGCCGCAGUAUGGCGGGCAAUUGCAAUGAUGAAAACUCGAGACCUAGUCCAUAUCGCUUGCUUUGGGGUGAUGGUCGAUGAGACGUCGGGAAGGUUUUGACGUGAAUGACAGCUGUGCUGGUCGCCAUCGUCAAGGAGCAGAUUGGCGCAGGGAUGGUGGAGAUAGCGGUGGUCAACGACGAGGCUUGGGAAUGCUGAGCAUCGGUGGUGAGUGCUGUCGUCGUAGUGAACCCCGUAAGGAGUAGAGUAGAUGCGGUUGGGGAGACAGCAGUCAAUUUUGUCGGGAUAUUGGGACUUUAAGACCGGAGAUGUCCUAGGAGGCCAAUCCGUUGAGUCUGAUACGCGUGCGGGAUCUUAAUUAACAAGGAUGACAUGUUGAGAGGGUUGGCUGUUGGUGUUGCGGAUCUCAGAAUAUUCUCUUUCGCCUCUGGCAGUUGCCGCCCCAGUCUUCAGUGCAUUUCUCGAGCUAUUUUGCAUGAGUUCUCCCUAAGUCUAUGGGUCGAUUUGUAGCCGCUUCAAGUAAUUCUUAAAGGUGUCCUUGUAGCUCCGGAUUUGAUCUCGCCGGUAGGCAUCAGUGGCGACAUAUCUAUGGGUGAGUGAUUUUUGUAGGCGUUCGCAUUCAUCUCCUCAAAAUGUCCGCUCUACCAUGGUCGCAGUUGCCUCAGCAUGACGGGGAUGUUGAGGCUUCCAGUCUGGUCGCAAACUUCGCUGUCUAGGAUGCUGUCCUGCAACCUCUGUUUCGGUAUCCGUCGGAGACAAACGAUAUGGAAGUGAUUAGGCUUCCACGUUUAUCUCUCACAGACUGCCCAGAUCUCCUUUCCGUCAAACAACUUCCUCAUGAUGACCAUCUAAUACAAAUUCACUUUGGUGUUCAGAUUGAGGCCGCGGCGAUUCCGUACGGAGUUCUGAAGCCGGCUAAUUUCUUGGCUGACUUAGGGGAUCCGGUGGAUCGCCUCAUAUACUUAGGUGCAGCACCAAAGUAUCCCUGUUACAGAAGAAUUAUUAAAAGGACAUUAUAUUUACAGUAAGUUAGUGAGAGACUUGAAACUGCGUCUAGAAAAGAUACUACGAUACAAUAAAUACAUGUUUUUCCUCAGCAUUCUGCAGUAAAUAGGGACAAAUUAGUGUCGCCCAAAUGGUAUGGGGACAGGAAUCAAAAAUAGCGUCAAGAACCCAAUGCACCUUAUAGGCGAAGACAGAGGUGCCGUGAUGGCUAUAUCCGUCAGUUAUUCUUUGAUUAAAGGCUGCGUUCGCAGCCUUCAAACUCGAGUGAAUUGAUCUUGACUGACAUGCUGUAAACCAUCACUGUUGCUUUGAGCGUGUAGCCAAGAAUCAAAUCUCGAACAUGCGGCCUGACAAAGAAGUAUUGCAGGCAUGUUGGGUCCAAAUUAUUCGGGAAUCGGAGACGUUUUGAAGUCCAAAUUAUACUUGUCACUUGAGUGUAAAAUUUAAAAGCCUAAUUUCCAACCGGAAAGGUAAAAGAAUGAGUAUUUGUGUAGAUGUUAUCAUAGGAUAUAUUUGAAUUCAUAAGGGAAUGAAAAUCAAUGAGGAAAAAUCAUACUACUUACUUAGUCAUUUUUACAAAGUGAGAUUUUGCAGGCGAUCGAGGAGAUGUGAAUUAAAAAGCCGGCAUCAUGAAGUAGCUGAAUUAUUAUGAGAUAUUUCUGCACGGGGAUUAGUAUAACAAUUCUACUUCAGCUUUUGUCGAGUGUAAAACGCAUUUUGGAAUUUUGGUUAACAUUUCAUGGGUUAGCUGACACACUGCAUGAAAACUAUUAAUAUAGCAACGGCCCCAGACACAAAAAACAUGCAACCAGUUGAGUGUCAGAUGCCAACAUUGUUACCGUCGGCACUAACGGUCAUAGAAGUCACAUAGAAUACCUGCAGUCAUUGGCAGUCAUGACUUAUCUGCAUCAACGGAUAUACAAUAAAUGUGUUGCUUCAUAAAAUAUUAAUUAAAUCUCUAAAAAAGCAGCGAUUAGGAAUGAUUACUUAAGUAUGGUUGUAAUAUUUAUUAUCUCGCAGCAUAAUCCCGAAAUAUUUCGGCCAUAUCAGGGUGCCGGCUUCUGAAUGAGUCUCCUUCUGACUAUCUGCAAAAUCCACACCUUGUAUAAAUGGCUAUUUAAACAGUUCUGAUUUUUCAACUUAUUUUUAACGCAUACAAUUUUUUUCUGGUACUUAUUUUGUGACACGCUAUAUCUUCUGUUAAUGUUUUGCUUGAGGAAAAAGCAUUCUUCCAUUUGAGAAAGUUUCCCCGCUUAACCUAUUUGAACCUGACCCAUCGUGUCGCUUGCGUUCAGGAUUUCCAAACCGCAGACUGUGGAAGCAAAAUCUAAAAUUUCUAAACUCUAUUUAAAGAACAUCAUAUAAAUUUUGGAAAAUGUUGAAAAUGAGUGUGCAUCAUGCUACAUGCUUUACGAAGAGCGUUAAUAAACUAGACAAUCUACGGUCUAAAAAUCUCCGGAUUAAAGCUCUUUUUGAAAUAGAGUUAUAUUUCUUCUUUUGUUACAAAAUUUAAAAAGACCUAGAUCACUACCAAUGACGUAAACGAAAGAAUAUUUGUUGCCCGUUUCCUAAGGAGUUCAUUUCAAUUUACAACGGUUUUCAAAAUUAGUAGAAAGCCUCAUAUAACUAAAGUGACUAUUUUAACCGCAUUGGCUUUUGUAAGUAGAUGAAAAAGCGCAUUUAGAAGCCAACAUGUUAGAACGUUUAAAAUAUCCUAGGCCUAUGCCGCAUGAUUGUCAGUAUAACGGCCCUACUUUAGUAGCCUUAUCGAAGCGAAAACACAUGUAGAGAUAACACAUCUACUGUUAGGAAAGUCUGUCCUUCUCUAGACUGGAUAAGUUCUUCACCACCCUAAAUCCGACAAAACAAGGGGACACAUUUGUGGUUAAGCGUGAGGUAUGUUGUUCUCAUUUGCUAUCAACCAUCCAUCUGUCUUAAUUCCCUAAGUAUCUGUUAUCAACUUUUAUACAGAAGCAAGUCAGUACGGCGUCGGUAAUAUCUUUGUUCUUAGGUUAUGGUUAUGUUUUAUACUGAAGGCCGAGUCACCCGCUGUAGUAAUUACAUGCAUCUAUAUGGGAUGGCGCAUAAAGAUUUUGAUUGGCUAAAAAUCCUGCAAAGUAGAAUAGGUUAUGUUAUAUUGCGUCUUGGCGAACACAAGUUACCUUCUUGAGUAAAUAUUUUUGAGACGGUAGUCAGUAGUUUAACAGGGAGGCGAAACGUGAGAUGCUCUUUAGGAUAAUAAAUUUUUAACGUACCGUGACAAAAACCACACAGUUCUUAGUCGUGUUGACAGUGUCUGUCGAAAUUCUGACAUGACCUUGCGUUUUCACGCCGAGCGGACGGUGUGCAAGGGAUUCGCGACUGAAAUAUACCACGGUCUGGAGAACUUGCUUAAAUAUUGAACGAUAGACCUUAUGACAAGCAGACGAAUUGACCUCUAAAACACAUAAGAAAAAGUUUUCUACUUGGAGAGAAUUAGUUCUUGUAUUGGUACUGCAACUACUGCCACUUCCGUUAAACUAACAACAACUAGGAGAAGUGCUACAAUCGAGCAACAUGAAUUCAUCCCAUUGAAUUUUGAUGUCCGUGCAAAGUAUCCGCAUAAUAUCGGUAGGACUGACUUUUUGGCUCCCUAAACAGGACAUGGGAGUAGGUUCGCCUCAUCCAAGUAAUAAUGGCGGACCAAGUCAUAAUUCCAGAAUAUUCCCGUGUUCUAAUCCCAACAAUAAAUCCAACAUUUGUCCAAAUCGUUGCCCUAAUAUUGAUCCUCCCUCUACCCUAGACUCUAACUCUGUAGUUAAAACCAGCCUCCGACCUAACCCUAAAAUUGACCGGACACAACCUACCGUUAUCUUUAAAUCUAGCCUCAAACAUGACCGCUAAUUUAAUAGAAUUUUACUGGAAGUUAGUUCAAGGCAGUUUCUGCUUUCGUGCUUUGUUUGGGUGGCCAAAUUAGUCAGUUUUGCCAAAAUCAGGGGAAAGUCGCAUUACGUAAACGGUUGUUUUAUUGAACAUGAACUUCUACGGACGACCAUUAUGAAGUCCAUCUAGAAUCCGUCAUUUCAGUAUUACUAGAACAUCGUGCGUCUGUGUUGCUUGAAAACUGAUAUGAACAAUCUAUUAAAAUAAUCAUUUUUAAUCAAAUCAGAAGUUCGGUCGGCAUAUCACGAGAUAGACUGGCAGCAUAAAGGCCAGAAUAAGCUCUUUUCAGCAGAUAAUAAACGUCGAAGUCUCGCUUUAGAAUGUUUGUCCUGAAAUACGUAUCAGAAUUUGCAAAAUGCAUAAAAUAGGAAGUAUAUGGUAUAGGGCUGUAGUAUAAUUUCGCGAAAUGACUGUCUUAUAUCGUAAUUGAUGUUGUGCAAAUUUUUAAUCUGUAAUACUUAUCGCACGGCUAAAGUAUGUUGGCAAGGGUCAACUCAAAAUAAACAGGUAAGUUAGAGUCCACUUAUCUAUUUCUUUGCGGCACCAUUUUUUAUUUUCGUUUAGGGAUGCACGUUUUCUUUAGUUUCAUCCUUGGUAUGGACGAUGUAAAUCAGUCCUGAACGUCCCCACAUCUCUUUACUAAAAAUGAACUAUGAGAUAUACACUUUUAGCUUCAGAGUUGCAAAAAUUCCCAUUGUAAAUUUAAAAAGACAAUUUGACGUACAUACGUCUGCUUUUGAUAAGUUCUCUCCAGGCUUGCAAUGAAGAAAUGAAUUAAAAAAUACGGGCUAGUAGAUAAUUAAGGACGAGGACAAACUACCAGCUCAGACCACCUAUAUGUUUAUUUACUCCUUCACCUGCUUCUGUGGGCAGAAUAUAUUGGUCGCACGAGCCGGCGUUUAUCCAAAAAGAAUAAAAGAGUAUCUUCCAGCACGGUUAGGAAAGGGUCAAAUAAAGAGCAUCAACAGCCCAAUCCUCGCGCACAUGGUAGACACAGACCACCGUGUAGACGCCAGAGGGGCCGUCAGAGUUAUUUACAAACUCCCACCAAGCUAUCCAAAACUACUUGGGCAGCGCUUGUUGGCUACGGCAGGUGCGACUGCAAUUAGACUACGCAGACCGGUCCUAUGCGCACAGAAUAAUUUCAUACAGGUUCCGCAGUUGUCAUGAGUCAAAACCUCCGAACCAGUAGCCUUCGCCAGGACCCUCCUUCUCCUUGGCGUUGGCUAGAAUUGUGCUGUUUCAUUCUCCCCCUUACCCUGCCCUCCCCAAAUCCGAGCUGCAGUUUAAUUAUCGACUUAUUUGAAUUUUUUUAAUUCAUUGAUUUUAGUACCGUUUGAGCUUUUUGUAGAAGGAAGGCCAACUGAUAAUUUACAUGAAUUUUUCUAACAAUACAUUAAGCAAGUCACAAUAGAUAUUUUUGACCUACUUUCACCGUUUCUUAAAUGUAAGUGAUUUGUCAAUUUAUUUGUCUCAUAAAUUGACAGACCGAAUAUAAAUUUAGAGCAGUACGACACCAAGACUAACAGGAUGACCGUGUUUAUUGCCUAGACAAACCAGCAAAUUAUGUUUCACUGUGUAUGCAAAACUAAAAUACUCAUCACAUUUGUCCACAUAUUUUACGGCGACCUAUAAAAUAAUAUGCAAACAAUAUAAGUGAAUCGUCUUUACACAAUCUGAAUUGACAUCCACAGCAUACGACGUCAGAGUGACUUACAGGAAAACGAUGACUUUCGUAUAUCAGAUUUGUCUGUAGACAAGUUUUAAGGAUGUUUAUUUUUUAUUAAGCGAAGCUAUUUAGGGCUCCUACGCUAUUGUGCAUGCGAAUAAUUACUGUUAAUUUGAUUUCCAUAAAUUCAGGCCGAUACAUCUAGUGCGGAAGUUAUAUUUCCACUUCUCAUUUACCUAAUGGCAAAGUACUGGCUAGUUUUUUAAUCUUUCAGAGCAUCAAUUUUUUUCGAGUAGCAUGUCUAUAAACAGAAACCGAGUAAUGAGAAACACAACAAGAAUCGCCCACCGAAACUGUUACUGCAGAUUAUGCGCCCAAUCUUGAGGCGUGUGUAAUUAGUCAAUACGAGGUUUAUUUUAAUAAAUGGGUGAAUAUUUGGCCUAACACACGGUUAACUAUGUCUCAGUUUCCAACAUUCACCUGCUUAGUGUUUUUUUCUAAGUGACAUGGUAAUAUUUUGGUUUUCUUCUGUCAGUUGUUUCAGAUGAGGUUUGCGAGAGGGACACUGAGUGCCGGCAGAUCAGGAGGAGUAUUUGUCAUCCCGGCGUCGGUCAGUGCACUUGUCCUUUUGACUUCCACUUCAACCGGAGCGCUAAAGCUUGUCGUAAGCCUCGUUGAAAUGAUGUCAUGACACAGCCAUUUACCUGCUAUGAUAUUAUAUACAUUUUCAUGAAGUGAGCAUACAUACGUAAAGUCUAAUAUUAUGCAGAACAUAUACCUUCAUUCAAAGCGAAGAUGGCCUGGCAAAAUGCUUUACUUUAACUUGAAAUAGAUAAGUAGGCAAUAAGUGCGAGCUUAAUUCAAGUCAGUCAAGUACAGCAAAGUCACCGCAGCCCAUUAAAUGACAUUUUAAUUGUUUACUUUAAGUUAAUAUAAUUAAUUUAAUUUCGAAUUUGCGUUCUAACCCUUGCUUAUAUUGGGUUUCAGUCUACUUACGUGGAAGUUCAACUUUUUGCCCCUCUUACUAUUGUCGUUGCGUUCUGAUGUGUUUGGGAUUAUUGUUUGGGCCAUUUAUGCCUCAAAAUACCGCACUUUCAGGUUUCUUAUUCUUUCGAAAGGAAACUUUAUAGGCACAUUCCAGGUGUUGCUAUGAAUAUUUAGGCCGACAUUCAUUAGGCACAAAGUGAUAACCUUGUAAAAUUCAUAAACUGCCAACAGAUGUCUGGAAGAAGGCACAUUGAUUUUAACUUACCCUACGAACCGCAUGAAUACAAGCUAAAACAGAGAUAAAUAUUUAGUCGAUAUUCAGCUUAUCAUUGAAACUUCCAUCGGCAGCGGUACGAUGUAGGACUCCAAAUAGCGUGAGGUAGCCUGUAGACUGUUUUGUAUGCAACAAUUACAUAAGUUCUAAGUCCUACGGUUACCUUGCACUCUUGAUUGAAUGCAAACCUAUCAGAUGCCGCUAAUUCAAAUGUUACUUUUUUCCGAAUAAUGCCUUUUGGUUUUUUAAUUUAUCGCGCUUACACUCGUUGCCACGGACAGCGUAAGAUGAAAUUUUUGACAGAAGCUUAGCAAUGUUUCCUGUUUUUUGCAAUCCCCCUUCUCUCCGUUUUACGUUUUGCCCCAUCGGUAAACUCCCUCUGUCACAAUUCUUGCAUAACACGGUCCAUUGGUUACCUCAAGAUAGUUGGGGUCCUACACCAUACCGUCACCUUCCCAUCUUCUCCACGCGCAUUGAAGUAGACACAGCAAUUUCAAAAUUGCAGAUAUUUGAUCUCUUUAGGAAUCAGUGUUCUAUCUAGGAGUAAAUCAUUUGAAAUUUAUAUUCAUGCGCAGGUUUUGGAAGUUGAAUCGGUUAAAAAGUUGAUAUUUGCGAACUAGGGUAUCUACCAGAAAGCCCACGGCAACCGCUGGGGAAGCCCUAAUCAGCCGAAGAACACAUAGUUGUGUCAUGCAGUGAUAGUGUCAGAAAAACACGUGCGAGGUUUCAAGUAGUACCUGUGCGUACCGCUGAUUGAUUGUCAGCAGCUUAUAGGCAUUAUUCGGUUAUGUCGUUGAAGCGGACUGAGUUCGGCUAGACAACUUAUAUUGUCUUUAGGACUGGGCUCGCAAAGCUCCAUUUUAAAGGACUGUCUACAAACUAAAAUACAUUUUUACGGAUACUGCACUGAGGCGCUUUCGAAUGAUUGAUUAUGACCUUCCAUACACAUUUUAAUCAGUGAGUAUUUUUUCGGGUAAAGCACACUUUUAAAAAUAUGGUUGCGUUUGGUCUUACUAAAGUUCAUGGAAUUUUUUGAGUUAGUCGUCCUAUCUAUUCCCCAAUGAAUGGACAGUCCAAGGCAACAUUUAGAGUUCGAGGUAUAUGCAUAAAUGGAGAAGAAGAGGUUUAGAGCACUGGAACAUUUUGUUUAUUGUCUUGAUCCCUCGGAAUCGUGCAAGAGCGUAUCGUCAGAGGUAGUGACAGCAACAGAACAAGUGACAGUUAUAAGGCAUGUAGGCCAAUCAUCGACUGAAACGCAAGACUGGAGGUGACUACGCAGGGCUCUGAACGCCGGCGCCAGAUCGAUAAAUCGAUAGACCGAGUUCUCAUCCAUGGCCUACAGUUCAAUUAAUUCGCGACUUGUUUUGUUUCCGACGUGGCCGACUAUUUUGGCGGCUGUUAAGUUAAACUCGUGACCCACUUCGCAGGUGUGGACAACCACUUAUGAUAAUGCGUCUUCUCGUAGCACAGCCAGCCUAUGUUCGUGUAUGCGCGAUCUGAGCAUGCAUUCAGCCUGUCCUGUGUAGUUAAAAGGACAGUUUUGACACGCGAUGCAAUACACUACUCCAGAUUGCUCUUCAGGCACUAACCGGUCUUUGAUUUUCAUAAUCCUUUCGCGCAUGAUGGCUUUGGGGCGGUAGGCAAUUCCAAGACUUAGCUCCGUGGCAAUGCGCUCGGUCGAUUCUGAAGCGCCUUUUAUGUAUAGCAGAGAAUGCCAUAUCGUCGGUGGUUUUGAUGUUCGAGUCCUCUGGUGCGAUCGCGCAGACAGCGAUUUAUGAAUGCCCUCGAAUUGCCAUUUUGCACAAACUGGUUGCGGAGAUAACGGGCCUCACGUGCUCUGCCCUCCGGUUUGCUGCAAUGAGUUUGGAUCCGUUUGAAGACCGUCUUCAAUCAGCUUCGUUUGUGAGCCACCAGAUGGUUGCUGGGAAAACUGAGAAGUUGUGUGGUGUUUAUCGCCUUCCUAUAAACUGCUGUUUCAAGUUCACCGUUAAGGUUUCGUUUGACAAGUGCAUCCACGAGGGCAGCUGCUGUUCUUGUUCUUCUUCCCCGUGAAUUAACUCACAUGACAAUUACAGUAAAUUUAUUUCCUCUUAGUUAUCACGUUUAGGGACUUAGGUUUUUAAAACUUCAUGUAGAUUUUCUGUAUUUACUGACGAUUUUAAGAAUUAAUUUCACAGUAAAAUAUUUUGGGAGUUGCAGGAGUGCGUUAGUGGAUUUUCAAUGGAAUCAGUCUCUAUUCUCAGCCCUUGCUUGUAAGGAUAUUGGAGACGUAACCGGUAGUGAGCACACGACAGUUUUCAGCAGAAGCACUGCAAAAUUUUUGUGCUUAACAGAGUCAAAUGUCCUUGUUAUGUAAAUUGUCUACAUGAAUUGAAAAUUAGAAUGAUUAAUUUCAUACAUUACAAUGUGUUGGCAGUUACAAGAAUAUGUGAGUGGAUUUUAAGUUGAAAUAGUCCAUAUUUUUCACUGCUAUUUUUUGGUGCAAUAUUUUGCCUUACCAGCUAAGAAGAGUAGUUGUUCACCCAAAGCAUAUGCUACAUGUCAUAACUUUUAAAUCCGUACUAGAGUCAUAACUAAUAAUGUGCAUAGGGUAAAUUUCAGCACAAUAGCUAUCAAAUUUUUGCGUUAAACAUAGUAAGGUGGCAUUGUUAACACACAUGGCUGUUAUAUUUGUUUUGACAAAUAUGCAGAAUUUAAAUGUGUUGACUAAAAGUGCUACCUUCUGUUGCACGAUUGGAUUUCCCAAACGUGCGACAUUUAAAAUGCAAACGCAGUUCUGUUUGGAUCCGAAUUUCUAAAUAACUUCAUAAGUGGCGGUUCGAGGUCAUUUAUUCACUUAAAACUCAAGAUAGGGAACUUGUGAAAACUACUUUAUAAACAAAGUUGAUUUUUUGGCUCCCCAGACGCACGUCGUGCCUGACAAUCACACUCAAGAUGCCAAAAGCGUUUUCAAAACAAAUGCAAAAUUAAAUACCUGUCAAUAUCUGCGUUUGCUUGCGUUUAUUUACAAGCAAAUGCGAAUUUGCCAUAAUGUGCAAAAAGACCUUCUGUUGUAAAAAGCUAUAAACAUCCCUAAUAUAGGCAGGUGCAAGCUUUAGAAGAUUCUUUAAAUAAAGUUCCACUGGAUACAAUAUUAUUCGUCUUUUGCCUUCAGCAGAUAGUAAACGGUGUGUGAACAUACGCCAACUAAAAUGAAGUUGUUUUACGGACGUAACGCAUACAUAACUGACAAAAGUAUAUGCGAUGCCUUCUAAACUUAACACUUUUUUAACAAGAUAUCUAAGCACAGAAAUGGUAUUGAGAUAGGUCAGUGCAACAUUACAUUAUAAACAUUUCAAUAAUUAGCCAGAAGUCUCUCUCAAAAGUUAGUUCAAUAUUAAAAUAAUUGCUUGUUAUGCCAAAAAGUAUACCAUACGUGUGUCUUCAUUCUUAGUAUAAAGCAAAAUACUGAAUCAGGUACGAUGUCGUAAUGCUAAAACAGUUUGUAACUUAUUUUUAACCCGUCAUAUUCCAUAAUCCGAUUGCGAGUCCAAAAGAUUAGUCUAAAUUAGAGAGUCACCAUACGGCCAAACAAUAUUUUUCAUGUGAAAAAGUGAAAGUGUUUCACGUUCUGUUUGCAAAAGGACCUCUUUGGGCACGUUUCUAACGUUUUUGGAGUACGUGCUCUGCACGCCAGUAAAAGCCAUUUUAACUGCUUCUACUUUUUACUACGCAAAAGCAUCGUUUGUAAAAAAAUGUCUGCAUCACGACGAUCCGAGUAAAUACAUUAUCGGGAGUGGUUAACAGCUCCUAGGGGACCACUGUUAAACUAGCGCAAAAACAAUAUUGAUUUAAGCGACAUUUUAUUAAUUUGGAUGUUUUCUUUCAUUUUGCCUUCAAUUAACUACACCACGGCAUAUGUUAUUACAAGAUUCAUUUACUUACACACAAAAGAACGUUUAGCUGUGUAAACCAGUCAGUUUCAAGCAUGAUCGGUGAUAUGGUAAUUAUUCGUAAUACAGGCAGUAUUAAAUAAUUACUCUAUUGCCUACGGAUUUUCUCUUGCUGUCAGUGCUCUUGUCCAGGGUUAAACACGAAAAUUAAAGUAUUGCAGAUGCAUAAGAUGUACUCUUUAUAUGCAUUUACUGGGAAAGGUUUUUUUGAGAGUUCGUAUUGCAUGUAUUUUUAAAUCUUGUGACGGAAAAAAAUUCAGGAGACGAAUCUCUGGACAACAGAGUUUGUAGAUAAAGUCAAUUAACGUACAAUAACAAUGACAAAGCUGCCUAAGAGUAUUCACUUUGGAAUAAUAUUUUCAGAGAUCAAAGUCAUCCGAAAGGAGCCUUGUCUUCAAUGUAACAUAAACAGUUGGUCUACAGGCAAGAGAUAUCAUCUGAUUGAUUGAGCAAACUUCGUACGCAUUUGGGUUACGGCCAUAAGGAGGCAAAAUUGUCUAGUUAAAACAAGCUAAAUAAAUCGUAGCUACGCUAGUGACGUAAAACUUAAGCUUGUUUUGGGUUGUGGGCAAAGAAAAAAAGAAAAUGACCUUUUCAGAUUGUAUCAAACAUAGGUGUUUUCAUGAGUAAAUCCGACAUCGUGCAGUUGCAUCAUGUCUCAGAGAGCUCAUAUUUACGCGAAUGAAAUUUUAACGCUGCUUAAGACUGACCUUACCUUCUUAAUAAAUUUUAUUUAUGACGCAUACAUCAAUAUCAUUUUUUGCUGAUUAUUUAUAUACACUUCGCAGUGUUAGCAGCGGCAUUUCUUAAAUGCAAAUGCCUAGAAACAUACGGCAGUUCUUGAAUGUGUUGAUAUUUCAAGUAAACCCAAUUUGCAAAUUGACAGAUUUGGUUGCAGUUUCCUGUAGACACCCAAAAUUCUGACAAUGAACAAUUUAUUUAAUUACGAUACUUUAUGCGGGAUAAAGUAUUCCCGGGGAUUCUUAAGCGUGCACCCGUUUACGACGUCUUCUGAAUGGACGCCAACUCCGGUGUUGAAUUCUUUUAAAAGAGAAUGCUUUUGGUAACAAAAUCGCCUUAAUCUUAUCUUUCCUAGCCUUAUGUAACAGUAUAUUCGCCAUUGUUAAACAUGUGUUUUUUCAACCCAGUUGCAGACAGUAAACCCCUGAUGAUUACUUCCCGAGCUGAGCAGAAACGGGCUGCGGAAUUGUCCAUUUCUUCAGGCAGCCUGCAACAUGGCCUCAUCGUGUGCAUUGUCACCUCCCUCAUCGCCUCCAGCGUCUUCUGCUGCCUGGUGUUUGCAGCCUUCCUCAUCUACCGUCGAUGCUCCUCAACCUGCGCGGGACUUGAUGCACUUCGUCAGGCCCGAAGCUGCAACAACAACAACAACGGAAUCAGCUCCUCACCCGCCCUCCUGACCAGUCUGCUGACACCCUGCUACUUGGACCUGCGACCGGUGGAGGCCAAUAACCCCAUGAUAUUCCGCGGUCUGGAGAUCAAAAAUGACUUUAAUCAGGAUGUCACCCAGAAGACGGAUGAGGAGGCACGGAUAGGCAUUGAAACGCAGAUUAUCUAA